Messenger RNA from Venturia canescens, 1185 nucleotides. RefSeq lists its product as uncharacterized. The transcript is spliced from 2 exons. Lineage: Eukaryota; Metazoa; Arthropoda; Insecta; Hymenoptera; Ichneumonidae. The coding region runs from base 103 to 747 and encodes 214 amino acids. The record is from RefSeq and is a predicted model, not a curated record.
UGGAGGGAAAAAUACCUCGCGCGCUGCGAGCGCGUUUCGGUUGAGAGGUUAGGUUAGUGAAUUGAGAACGGAGAAUAGUUUCUGAUUUUGUUCACGCAGCUGAUGAUGGCACCAACAUCGCGAGGGGGAGCGUCGAGCCGCGGAAAAAUGUCCGACGAGAUCGAUCUUGAGCCGAGCGUACCUUUCAGUUGUUGCAAUCUUCGAGUACUGUUGCCUUGCGCGCACACACAAAUGAACGAGGACGACACGGAAACCAUUAACGUCGAUGGAUGUUCGGGAAUUUUAAGCAACUUUCUCAUGAGAAUCGUUUUCGUCGCGUAUGCAAUGACGACGAUGCUUGUCCUGACGCAAGUCCUGCUCGCUUUCUUUCUAGCAAGAAUUGCCAACAAAUCGAUUUCCGAUGAGCUCUUUAGAAAAUCGUCACAGCAGGCUACGUCAUUUUCCUACGAAUCUCUCGAUAGGCUCGUAAAUUGCGGUCGCAAGAAAAACGAGUCUUUUAAAGCACCGUGCAAAACCUGGACGAGCAGUGGCAAGGAAGAACAAACUCGAAUAACCGACGAGAGCGUAGGGCAUGACGAAGCGAUUUCCGCGUUUUCACACUGUAGCCAGGAUCUCGUCAGCACCUCCUCCGAAACGCUCCGGGAGCGCGAAGUAGUGGCGAGAUAUGGAACAGCAAAAAUAAAGCCGAGUGUUCACAAGGAACACAGAAUCCCAACGAAAAAGCCAGCAAUGAGGAGAAUACGUUGAAACGACCGAACGAUUCUUGUCGGUCGCCCACGAUUUACUUUCAGUUUGGAAACGAUUUGAAGAACACUCAGAAUCCUCAUUUCGUGGUCGUUACGGUCGUUACAAAGUGAAAUACGCGCCUGCGCGCAGGCCGAGUGACGAACGUGUCAUAAAGAUUUCCGGUAAUGGUGGCUCAAGGAGUUUGGAAAUCGGAAUGAAAAGCAGAAUGAGAAUCAUCAUAUUUUUCAAGUGUACAACCUCCGUAUCAUCUCUGUUUUUUUCGUAUCGUUACUUUGCUAUUGCUAGGAUCGGUAUUUAAAAUAUGGAUUUCGAAAUUGUGCAGAAUAACCGAAAAACAUAAAAUUCGUUCAGAAUUUGACGGUUAUGUGCAUUUUACUUUUCGUAAUUAUGCUUAAACUUGUGGAUAACAGUGAAUAAAUGUGUAUAUAUGAACCGGUA